Daucus carota subsp. sativus is the source of this 1445-nucleotide messenger RNA. Its product is annotated as 1-aminocyclopropane-1-carboxylate oxidase homolog 1. The coding region runs from base 94 to 1173 and encodes 359 amino acids. The transcript is spliced from 3 exons. The record is from RefSeq and is a predicted model, not a curated record. NCBI's taxonomy places the organism in Eukaryota, Viridiplantae, Streptophyta, Magnoliopsida, Apiales, Apiaceae.
AUUUUUACAAGUAGUUUAUAAGUCAGAGAAAGUCAACAUAUGGGUACUCUAAAUCUGUAAUACAAACUUCUGGGCAUUGAUAGAUCCACAUCUAUGGCAUCUGUGGUAAAUUUUGAUCGAGAAAAAGAGUUGAAAGCUUUUGAUGAAACAAAAUCAGGUGUCAAAGGUCUUGUUGAUGCUGGGAUACUUAACAUUCCAGGAAUCUUCAUUAGGCCACCUGACGAGCUAUCUGAAGAAUUGAACUAUUCCAAUCUUCAAGUUCCAGUUAUAAAUCUUCAGGGCAUCGAAAAUUCGGAUACGCGAAAGCAAAUAGUUUCUCAAGUGCAGCAGGCAUCAGAGCAGUGGGGAUUCUUUCAAGUGCUGAACCAUGGAAUCCCUCAGCGUGUCACAGAGGGAAUGAUUGAUGGGGUACGUUUGUUUCACGAACAAGAUUUAGAGACAAAGAAACAAUUGUAUACUCAUGACUUUACGAGGAAAGUUAGAUUUAAUAGCAAUUAUGAUUUGUUUCAAUCGCGUUCUGCUAACUGGAGGGACACUCUGGCUCUCACAAUGAUGCCCUCUGAUCCACUUUGUGCUGAUGAUUUGCCCGAAUCAUGCAGAUUUACAUCAAUGGAGUACUUGAGUCAUAUUUUGGAGUUGGGAGAUACUCUAAUCGAGCUAUUUUCAGAGGCUCUAGGCCUUGAAGUUGAUCAUCUUAAAGCCAUGGAAUGCACUAAAGGCCACAACACAGUCUGUGGCCAUUACUAUCCAGCAUGUCCUCAGCCAGAGUUAACUACAGGAAUCAGGAAGCAUAGUGAUUCUACUUUCAUAACCAUUCUUCUUCAAGAUCAAAUCGGCGGACUCCAGAUACUGCACGGAGAUACAUGGGUUGAUGUUGAACCCAUUGCUGGAGCACUCGUGGUAAAUGUUGGAGACUUUCUACAGAUUGUAUCAAAUGAUAAGUUUAAAAGCGUAGUUCACAGAGCGCAAGUGAACAAAGCUGAGGCAAGAAUAUCCGUGCCAUGUUUUUUUCAUGGUUCCAUGGCUCAUUCGACUGAGUAUGGCCCUAUCAAGCAUUUGGUAUCGGAAGUAAAUCCUCCUGUUUAUAGAAGUUUUCAGGUAAAUGAUUACAUGAAGAAAUUCUUCUCCACCCGACUUGAUGGACAGGAAUUACGCAAUCUUUUCAAGAUUUGAAGCUAUACUAAAAAUCAGAACACGACUCAUAUGCUAAAGAAGUAUAUGAAUUUGUUUUUUUCUGCCUGUGGUUAAUCUCGGCAUUUUCAAUAUUUUUUUCUUAGUUGCUAUGCCUUAACAACACUCCAACAGGAGGCAAGAGUGUGUUGAAGUGCGGAAAAAAAAAAAAGCAAAAAUGUAGAGAGUCCGAGUUUUAUAAAGCAACCUGCUGCAGGAUGGGAGCUUUUGUACACCAAAGUUGACUUGUCGUAGAAUAAGAAAACCCUUUUUGA